CUCACCAGCUGUCACUGUCACUCGUUCAACGAAUGAACAAGUCACAAACAAAAGUUUAUUUUUGAAAAAGUGUGAGUGACACACAAGUUUGAUCAAUUUACCAAUUUUAGAUGCGAUAUUAUUUUGUUUAUUUCGUUGCCAUAGCUGAAGUUUCCUAGAAACCAAACAAAAUGACUAAAAAGUCAAUAAGUUUGGAUGUGGACCCGACAAUCAUGGAAAAAAAUAUGAGAAUUAUAAAGGAAACUCCUGUAGAAGAAGAGUUUAAUAAACUCAUGGCUUCUGUUGAUACUAUACCAUCAAAACUAGUCAAACCAACGCCGGGUUUUUGUGUUAAAUCCUACACAAAGAAUGAGAACAAGAAAGUAUUUGUGAAUAUUUGCCAAACUGAUGCGAUACCGUGUCCUAGAGAUAUUACCAAUGAAGAGCUCAUGCAGAUCUUAAGCUCAGAGGACCCCUCUAGCUACAGAGUGCCCAUGAGCAUUGGAGAGGGGAGAACUGAGCCAGACAAGUCUGGAGCCCCUGCCACAGUGUAUGAUGUUGCUGUAAACCCUGAAUUUUUCAAGAAAAUAGAGAAAGAUGAUCUUUUCCAAACAUUCUUCCUUACUGUGGUCUUCGAAGGGCUGCAGGACAAGUAUCAAUUUGAGAUGGACAUGCAGAAGUACACUAUACUGAAGAAUAGGAAGUCAAUUGGUACUCUACAGUCUCAUAGAAUACAGAUUAGAGAUAUAAAGACUUUUGACAAUAAGGUUAAGCCACCACUUAUUGAGGAGCUUGGUGAUGAUGGCUUGGUUAAGAAGCCCUCAAAGCCAGCUGCCAAGAAAGAACUUGUGUACAGACUGAGAAGGGAACCACCUACUGGAGAGAUUGAGUACCUGCUGGCUGAGUUUAAGAUACCUUGUUCUGUUGAUCUGAAAGACCUCAAUUUAGAGGUUGGAGAAGACCGAUUGGUGUUGGAUUCCAAGGGUCUGUUUGAGCCGGUUGAUUUCUUCCUGCCAUGCAGUGUUGAUCAAGAGAUCUUGGAUGCUCAAUUGAAUAGGAACAAUGAUAUGCUGAUUGUGAAGAUGCCCGUUAUUCAUUAAAUUAUAUUUUAAUUCAUGUUAACUUUGCAAUGGAUGGAUAAAAUAAAUAAUAUUAAGACUGUC
This is a messenger RNA of Trichoplusia ni (cabbage looper), 1142 nucleotides long. RefSeq names its product PIH1 domain-containing protein 1-like. Bases 171 to 1079 code for a protein of 302 amino acids. Gene Ontology annotation, biological process: rRNA processing; box C/D snoRNP assembly. Lineage: Eukaryota; Metazoa; Arthropoda; Insecta; Lepidoptera; Noctuidae. The transcript is spliced from 5 exons. Gene Ontology annotation, cellular component: cytoplasm; ribonucleoprotein complex; R2TP complex. The record is from RefSeq and is a predicted model, not a curated record.